Messenger RNA from Panonychus citri (citrus red mite), 1443 nucleotides. RefSeq lists its product as uncharacterized. The transcript has 2 exons. NCBI's taxonomy places the organism in Eukaryota, Metazoa, Arthropoda, Arachnida, Trombidiformes, Tetranychidae. The record is from RefSeq and is a predicted model, not a curated record. Bases 234 to 974 code for a protein of 246 amino acids.
UUCGUGAGCAAUAAUAGCUGAGAAUCAGAAUUCUCAUCUCAAGAUAACUUGAACAUCGUCUCAACUUUCAUUCAGUUCCUCAAUAAUUACCAAUAAAAUAUUGGGCACAAUUUACUAAUUCUGUGUUAAUAAUAAUCCAUUGGACUUUCUAAACUAUUGUUCAAUUUAAUUUUCCAGUUAAUCAUCAACCCCAAUUAGUUAAUAAUUCAAUUGAAAAAAAGAUAUUGACCAUCAUGAUUAUUCAAUUGUCAUCAUCAACAACUCAUGGACUUAACCAGUUUGCGAUUUUGUUAUUGAUCACAAUUAACUUAUUACCGGUCACUAUGUGCUAUUCACUAAGACCAAUUUGGAUUAAUCCAUCAUCAUCAUCAUCAUCAUCAUAUUUAUCCUCAUCUUCAUCUUCAUCAUCAUUAUCAUCAACUCCAUCUGAUUACAUUGAUACCCAACGAUUAUUUGAUUCAAUUAAUGAUUUAAAUUUACCAUUGGAUAGUGAAAUUGAUUCAACAGAUGAUAAUGAAUUAAAUAGUUUUACUAAUAACAAUUUAAUCAAAUUAAAUGAUCUUGAGAGCAAUUCAAAUCAUCAGAUUAAAUCAUCACCAGUAACUAUAUCAAAUGUUAAUGACAAUCAACCAAUAUUAAUUCAACCAUGGAUUGAAUCUGAAAUUUUGUCAACAUCAAUAAAUGGUAAUGUCGGAGGUACAAGAGGGAGGAGGAUUUUAUUUGACCCAAAGAUGACCAUUAGAGGAGGAGGGGGAGGAAGAGGUGAAGGUGGAAUAGGAAACGGAAAUAGAUCUGAUAAAAUGGAAGAUAAAAAAAGAUCUGAUUCGAGAGUGAAAAAAGCAUUAAGUUUAUUUGCCCAUUGGAAACCGGCCACAUACAAGCAGCACUUGGACGAUGCUUACAGUUCAGAAUUGGUCAGUGCGGUGAGUCGAGGACAUGGACGGACAAUGGGACACUCACUUCGUUGGGGAUAAUGUCCAGUUCAACUUUCACCAAAUUUAUGAUUAAAGCACAAAGGAAAAGACAAAUAGAAAUCAUUAUGAAUCAUAUUCAUCAACCAUCAUCAUCAUCAUCACUAAUUAUCCCAUUAUUAUUGUUGUUGUUAACUGGUCAUCAUUAAACUUGUCAAAUUAUCAUCAUCUUCAUUUUCAUCAUAUAUUAAACCAUUGUGAUGAUAAUGAUGAGGAUAAUUAUCAAAUUGAUUAACUAAUCAACCCCAUUGAAUUUACCUGUUUUUUACAUUACCACACCUUCAAUGUUUUAAUUCACAUCAUGUUAUAAAUAUCAUACAAUUAAUGAACUUUUGUUUCUUGUGCAUCAUUUGUUUUAAUUUAAUUUCUGUUCACUGAUGAUAAUUAACAAUUAACAAUUAAUCAUUUUACUACCAGAAAAGGAUGAUUAUUAGUCAAUGAGAGAGUAGAUUGAAUAAAAAAAAGGGAUAAU